Molecule: messenger RNA, 1083 nt
Organism: Fusarium vanettenii 77-13-4
Lineage: Eukaryota; Fungi; Ascomycota; Sordariomycetes; Hypocreales; Nectriaceae
Exons: 1
Coding region: 1-1083 (360 amino acids)
Source: RefSeq, a predicted model, not a curated record
AUGUCUUCCACCAUCACACACCAUCUUCACACUGCACAGACCAGACCGGAUCUCUGGGAUCAUCUCCUAGACCCCAACCAUCCACUGAACACAGCAUGGCCCUACUUUCUUGAACAGGACACAACGCUGCUGAGUCUUUCUCAAAAGAUUUGUGACUUUCCUGGACUACGGAAGUUCCAAUAUCUCAUCUCGGAGCGCAACGAUGAAGGAAACGAGGAACUUGUAGCUUGUGGGCGUUCUAUCCCCUUUUUCUGGCAAGAGUUGCGUGAUGCCGAGAAGGGCGGGCGUCUUGAUUUGAAUCCGCACCUCUUCCAGAGCCUACCCGAUGGUGGAUGGGAUACUAUGGUCGCCCGUGGGAUACGGCAAUACAUGGCUUCUCAUCCUGAGGAGGCGCCCUCCUGGCCGUGGUCAUCAGCCCCUAUCACAACCGAUGACCAAGAAAGAGACACAGCUCGAGCAUCUAGCCCGGAACUGCCUAAUGCUCUUUCUGCCCUUGCAGUCACUGUUCGCGCAGACCGUCGACGAACGGGCCUUGCCGAGCGUAUCCUUCAGAAGAUGAAAGACACAGCUCGACAAGAGGGGUUGAAGAUUCUCGUUGUACCCCUGAGACCAACCAAGAAGUCUUCCCAUCCUUUCGUCCCUAUGGAGGAGUACAUCACUUGGACCCAAGCACAAGCACCCCUGAAGCCAACCAUUUGCCGGACUCCCAGCCCGUUUAGGCUUACACCACAAGCUACAGUGCAGCCAAUCACCAUUGCCAGCAAGGAUCAUGCACUCAAGUCUUCGCUGCCAUUCGACCCGUGGUUGCGCAAGCAUGUUCGGAUAGGGGCCAAGAUAGCCAAGAUUGCUCACAAGAGCAUGGAAGUCGAAGCCAGUUUGGAUGAUUGGACUGCAUGGACGGGGAUUGACUUUGACUCAUUCCCAAAUGCUCCGAAAGUGAGGGAGAUAAACAGGACAUCGAAGGUCGUGGAGUACACCCAAGUGGCAUUGCAAGGAGGGCUUGUUCCCUUGAAAGUGUACAAGGAGGAGAAGAGAGCAGUCUACGUCGAGCCAAAUGUGUGGAUUUACCACCAGCUAGACUAG